This is a messenger RNA of Uloborus diversus, 3201 nucleotides long. Its product is annotated as blood vessel epicardial substance-like. Gene Ontology annotation, cellular component: sarcolemma. The transcript has 6 exons. Lineage: Eukaryota; Metazoa; Arthropoda; Arachnida; Araneae; Uloboridae. Gene Ontology annotation, molecular function: cAMP binding. The record is from RefSeq and is a predicted model, not a curated record. Bases 299 to 1354 code for a protein of 351 amino acids.
CCGUGUCCAUAGCACAAGAGUCGAUUUAUUCCGAAAAGGAGUCCCAUUGUUCGUGUCAAUUUAUUUCAACUUCAAACGGAUAUUAUAUAACACUAGUUCGAUUGUGUCAGUACUUGUAAGCAGUUUGUGAAUAUGUACUGUUAUCAGUAUUUCCAGACUUACCAUGACAUUUCGAGGUUUUUUGAGGUGUCAACGAUUUUCACCUGCUGAAUAAAGUUGACGGCUCGAGAUGCGGAGGGUCCUCGACGGCUGAGAGCGACCCCCCUCCCGGUCGCCCGAUGGCGUCUCGGCCCUCUGGAUGCAGCCCCACUUCGGCAACGACUCCGCCCCUGCGCCCCCGCUGACCCGCUGCGAGCCCUGGGGCGAGACCCGACACCUGCUCCUGCAGGCGGCGCACUGCCUGCUGGCCGCAGCGCUGGCCGUACCGGUGGCGCGCCGCCACGCCAUCUACGCCUUCGCCUCGCGCCUGCUGAUGGCGCUCUCCUUUCUGGCGGCCUGCGCCUGGGCCGCCUUCGGCCGCGCCUGCACCAGUCCGGACGUGCUGGCCUGGAAUGCGACCCUGCUCGUGGCCAACUGCGCGCAGGCUGCCUAUCUCGCCUACAGGCACCUGCCGCCUAGGAUCGCCCCGGAGCUGCAAGAGCUUUAUCUGAAGGUUUUUGCCCCCCUGAAGGUGGGUAAGGACCAGUUUCGUCAGCUGAUCCGUUAUGCUCACAUCGAACCUUUAGAUACGGGGGAGCACUACGCUCUGGAAGGGGUCACCACCACUGAACAGAGACUCUCCGUCCUCCUUUCUGGAAAGAUGAAGGUGACUUGCGAAGAUGUCCUCCUGCAUUACCUGUUGCCGACAGAAUUCGUGGAUUCGCCAGAGUGGGAAUCCUGCGCCUCCAACACAGACAAACACUUCCAAGUGACUCUCUCAGCGACCGAGCCCUGCCAACUGCUGUGUUGGGGCCGCAAGGAGCUGCAGACAAUCCUGGCCACGAACCCGUUCCUGGACGUGGUGAUGUACAAUCUGAUCGGAAAGGACAUCACGCACAAGCUGUACUCGCUCAACGAGCAGCACCGGAAAGACGCCGCCGCCGGCGAGAAACUCUCGAUCGCCGAGUCGCUCGACUUCUGGAGGAAUCCCUCGGACAAGCAGCGCAGCCACUCGCUCGACACCCUGCACACGGGCAAGAGAGGACAUGUCCGAUCCGUCUUCUGGAAGAAGCCGGACAGGCCAGACAGGCGAACCAGCGCAGUUUUCGUCGAAAAGCUAGGCGAUUCACGCACCAUAAACUUUUCAGAUCCAGGCCCUGUGAAACACAAGAGAAGGUUCCCACCACGGGAAUCGGAAUUCGAAACACCCAUUUGAAACAAGAGCUGCCGUCCACAUGGAGAGAAUAGUUGUGAUCUACUAGUUCUACGAAAUUCAUGAGCAAACCCGUGGCAUUCCUGUACGAAAUACAAUCUUGAUAUAUCGAUAUUCGGUAUAAAGUCAAUCCAAUGUUGGCCUAGAAGUUCUGAAACUUUUCAGCUAUACAAAACUCUAUUCUUUACCCAAAUGUUGCGACUACACUUGUGGUAAAGUUAACCUGAUACUGUCAGCUAUCUAGAUGCGGCACAAGCAUGUUAGAAAAAAAAAAAAAAAAGUAAAAUUAAAUAAAUAAAUAAGGUAAUUAAAAUGUAAACUAAUGUUUAUCAACGUUUGUCAAUGCAGAGAGCUCGUUUUUUUUUUUUUUUUUUUUUUUUUUUUUUUUUUUUUUUUUUUAAAGAAGCUAUUCCAUACGCAUUAUUUUUUUCACAAUUUGCAGUGGAAAGAUUUAGAAUUCAGCUAACAGCAGCAAAUAAAAUAUUAUCAAUCAUUCUGCCAUAAUUGUUUGCAGCUUUUUAUAUUUUUCUACAAUUUGUAUUUAUAAACUUACAUUUUAUCUAUUUUAUAAUAAAUUUAAUAUACGCAUUUUUACAAAAACUUGACGUUUAUUACAUUUUAGCACUUGCUAAAGAACAAAUAAAAAGUUCUGAGUAAAACACAAUAAAGAAUAUCGCUAGCAAAUUUAGAGAAAAAAAAUUCAUUGCUAUUAUUAUUUUUCAACGUCUUCAAACCUUUUCACAUGUGAAUGACAAGAAAAGCUAUUCACUUGCCAAAUAAAUACCUAUACACAAAAAUUGUAUGGGUUAGAUCAGGAAAAGGUGCUCAUAACUUACAGGUUAAGAAGAUUGUCAGGUUAAAUAUGCUGCUGGCCGACAUUUCUAAAGUAACGUUUCUGAGUUUUAUAUAAAACAAGUUCGUUUCAUAUUGAGAUUUGUAGAAAUAAAGCAAGCCCUAUAUAAUGUCUGAAAAAACUGAAACACUCUACCUGCAUUAAACAUCGUGAACAAAAGAGCAAUUGAAGGACUUGAUGCAAGAACCAGAUUUAGUCCAGAUUCACACAUUUUUGGUAUGACCAACAAGUAACAUCAGUGGCUAAUAGAAACCCCAUUAUUUCAACAUUAUUUACAACAAAGCAGAAGUCUGAUCUAACAUUUGUGUUCCGUUGUUGCACCAAUUGGAACAUCUACAUUGUCCGCAUGCAAAAAUGAAUUUAAAAAUAAUAAUAAUAACAAUAAUAAUAAUAAGUAAAAAAUUUGUACUUACCUGGUUCUCGCAUCAAGGCCCUCAAUCGUUUUACAAAAGGGAAGAAAAAGAUCUUACAAAAUGUAAAAUAAUCCAAGUACUGGAAUUUACCAAGCAAACAAGAUAUCCUUCAUAGAACAGCAUUGACAAUGACUUCUUUGUAGAAAACUUUCUAGUGACAUUUUAGGUUUCUUCAAGAAUGUAAGAAUAUAUACAAUGUGGAUAGAUAAAAAGAAGGAAAAGAGGCAACGCACAAGGCCAUAGCAAAAUGUUUUGCCAAAGCUAAUCAAACAAAUACCCUACUCAAUGAUCAACACAAACCAACUUUCAAAGCGCAAACCAGGUCACUCUGCACCUCGAAGACAAAUGGCUUUUGCUUAUUAAUAUAUUUUAAUAUUGCAGAUGUCGAUAUCUGUUGGAAGUAAUUGCAGUAGAAUUCAAGCAUCUUCGUUGCAUGAUUGCUUACGAAUAUGUUUUCCCUUUAUAAGGGGCUUCAUAAUGUUCUGUCAUCGAAAUCGAUGGUAAAUGGAAGUGACUGAAUUUUGUUUAAAUGCUGUUACUUGAAAUGUGUUCAAUUUAUUUGUAAUUAUUUUGCAGGAAUCAUA